Molecule: messenger RNA, 1152 nt
Organism: Humulus lupulus (European hop)
Lineage: Eukaryota; Viridiplantae; Streptophyta; Magnoliopsida; Rosales; Cannabaceae
Product: desiccation-related protein PCC13-62-like
Exons: 3
Coding region: 47-1048 (333 amino acids)
Source: RefSeq, a predicted model, not a curated record
UCUUAAGUGUCCCAAAAUCCUCCUUUUUUGCCAUGUAUUAAUUUUCAUGCACAACUUCACCUGUAUAUAUACACAAAGAGUGUGCCAUUCACACAUCACUAAUAAGAAAUACAUGAGUUUGCAUAGAGAGUCAAGAACAACAUUAAUGGCCACUACUGUAGCCUUUUUGCUAAUCUUCCUAAUUAUUCCAAAAUCUCAGUCUACUUCCUCAAUAUAUAUUCCAGAUUCUGAUGUUGAUCUCUUGGAAUUUCCUCUAAAUCUAGAGUUUUUGGAAGCAGAGUUCUUCUUGUUUGGAGCAUUGGGUUAUGGCUUAGACAAAGUUGCUCCAAACUUGACUAAAGGUGGUCCACCACCUAUUGGUACUAAAAAGGCCAAUUUGGAUGCUCUCACAAGGGAUCUCAUCUUGCAAUUUGGGUGGCAAGAAGUGGGACACUUGAGGGCUAUUCAAAAUACAGUGAAAGGGUUCCCAAGGCCAUUGUUGAAUUUAAGUUCAUCUUCAUUUGCCAAAGUUAUGGAUGCUGCAUUUGGGAGAACAUUGAGGCCCCCUUUUGAUCCUUAUGCCAAUUCUAUUAACUUUCUUCUAGCUUCAUAUUUGGUUCCCUAUGUUGGACUCACUGGAUAUGUAGGAGCAAACCCAAAACUCAAAGGAGCUACUUCCAAGAGACUAGUGGCGGGUCUUUUAGGUGUAGAAUCAGGCCAAGACGCUGUAAUUAGAGCAUUGCUAUACGAACGUGCAAUGACAAAAGUGAAGCCAUAUGGGAUAACUGUGGCAGAGUUCACAAACCAAAUUUCUAAUCUAAGGACGCAACUAGGGCAUGGUGGUCUCAAAGACGAAGGGCUAGUGGUACUGCCCAUUCUAGGCGCCGAGGGAAGAGUGGCCGGAAAUGUGCUCGCCGGAGACCAAUACUCACUUUCUUAUGGUAGGACACCGGAAGAGAUACUUAGAAUUGUAUAUGGUGGAAAUGGUGAUGAACAUGUGGCUGGGGGUUUCUAUCCUAAGGGAGCUAAUGGUCAUAUUGCUAGAUCAUAUCUUGCUCCUAUUCCUUAAUUAUCAAUCUUAUUACAACAUGCAUGCAUGUACGUGCAUGUUUCAUAGCUUGGAUUCCAAGCUAAGAAAGUUAAUAACACAACUUCUCUAAACUUUUUUGGUCA